AUGGGUCAACGAAAAUCCUUAGUAGCAGUCAGCGUAAAACCUAAAUGCUUCAAAUUGGAGCCUAGACGGGAAUCAUCGUCCUCGACGUCCUUAUCUCCAUCUUCACCAAAUGUACAUAUAAACACAUCAGGAAUACCAGCUAUUAAGUUAUCUAAGAAUUGGGAGUUGCCACAGCGGCUAAAACCGGGUCGCAAACCGAAGUUCAAAAGGGCAGAUGUAUCAGCUAACAAUAAUCCGACAUCUAAGGUAAAGAAGGUUUCAAUAUCCAAUCAGAAAGACCAAAUGACUACAAGAGAGUAUGGAAACGAAGAUAUAAAAGAUUCUUUGGGAAAAUUUGACGACGAAGGAAAUGCAAGUGGUGAAGAAAAUGGUGUCGAUAGCGUAGAGAAGCGAAGGAGGCAAAAUAGAGAUGCCCAAAGAGCCUAUAGAGAACGUAGAACAACAAGAAUUCAAGUACUGGAAGAAAAGGUGGAGAUGCUACAUAACCUGGUUGAUGAUUGGCAAAAAAAAUAUAAACGGCUAGAAUGUGAAUUUUCCGAGACAAAGGAAAAGUUGCAUGAAUCACUGGCAUUGAACAACGAGCUACGAAAGAAUUUGCAAUUGAUUGUCCCUACUUCAUUCCAACAACAGUCGCACAACCUGCCAGAUAAUUCUGUUUCGAUGAUGGAAAUGGUAGAAAACUUCAAACCAAUGGGCGCUGUCAAUCUGAAGAAAAGGAAAGCUGAGAGAGCUUUACUAACAUCUCAUAUGUCUGCGAUAUUAACGGAUCAAUCUUUAUCUGAGAUUGAUAUAGCUAACGAUUAUCAAUAUUCAAACAACAGGCAGUUCAGUUCGAGGAAUUCAUCUCUGGAUGACCCUAUAAAUUCGCCUAUUUCAUCAUGUAGCAGCAGUCACAAUGCAUAUGUGGGAAGUGGCAACAAAAAAAGUAAGUGUUGUGGGAAUAAGGAUCAUAUGAAACUAGCAAUAUGCUGCAACCAAAAGAACAGUAUCACGUCACCUUUGGUCCCCGGAUGUUGUUCAAGUAAGAAAAUAGAAUCAGAUGGUAAUAAGUUGAUAUCAAAAUGUUGUGAGGACAAAGAAAAAAUUGAUGACAGCGAAAAUAAACCCAUCACCAAAGAGGAUGGAUCAUGGAUACCUGGGAGCUGUAAACAAUGUAGGUCGGACCCCCAGAGUAGGAGUUUCUGCCAAUCACUUUCAAAUGGACGUAGUUCAGGCUCUUUCUCUUCCAACAGUGGAUUGUCGACUGAUCUGGACGAACAACAAACUGAUGUUAGGUAUAGUUCAAUUAAACUGCCGGAAAUAAGUUCUUCCAGGAGUGCACAAUCUAAUCUAGCAUCUGAUACAAAGAAGUACCUACCGAUUAGUUGCACUUAUCAAAAAAUCCGUGAACAUAUGCAAAAAAAUAAAAGCGUACAAGAACAAGUCAAUACCGAAGGUUCGGUCUCAUCAGUGUUAGCGAACAUUGCAUCUGGGUUAAAUGUUCGUGGACAGAAAGUGGAGUUGCAAAGCAUCAAGGAUGCGUUACACAAGAUGGAUAAGAACGUUCUGGAAUGA
Saccharomyces mikatae IFO 1815 is the source of this 1554-nucleotide messenger RNA. RefSeq names its product Yap7p (gene YAP7). Lineage: Eukaryota; Fungi; Ascomycota; Saccharomycetes; Saccharomycetales; Saccharomycetaceae. The transcript has a single exon. Bases 1 to 1554 code for a protein of 517 amino acids. The record is from RefSeq and is a predicted model, not a curated record. Gene Ontology annotation, molecular function: transcription cis-regulatory region binding; DNA-binding transcription activator activity, RNA polymerase II-specific. Gene Ontology annotation, cellular component: RNA polymerase II transcription regulator complex; nucleus.